Rhodamnia argentea is the source of this 1407-nucleotide messenger RNA. Its product is annotated as protein SRG1. NCBI's taxonomy places the organism in Eukaryota, Viridiplantae, Streptophyta, Magnoliopsida, Myrtales, Myrtaceae. Bases 83 to 1180 code for a protein of 365 amino acids. The record is from RefSeq and is a predicted model, not a curated record. The transcript has 4 exons.
AGACCUUCAUACCCAGAGCUUCCAAAAAAAAAAAAAAAAAACCAAGUUGAACAAAACUCAUUGCCAUCUCUAUAACCGUUCGAUGUCUCCGGUACCCAUUACUCCGAUCAAGGUCGGUCACAUAGACGAUGUUCAAGAACUCAGAAGGUCCAAGCCUAUGAAAAUCCCCACGAGAUUCGUCCGGGAUAUGGACGAGAGGCCGACUCUAGAGACUGCCGCUCUGCCUCUGCCUUGUGAAGUUCCGGUCAUUGAUUUGUCUAAGCUCAUGCGUGGAACAAAAGAUGUUAACAACGCUGAAAUAUCACAGCUCGCAGCUGCCUGCCAGGAGUGGGGAUUCUUUCAGGUGGUGAAUCACAGUAUUGAUUUGGGUUUGCUCGAGAGGAUGGAGGAGGCGGCGAACGGUUUCUUCAUGCUGCCUCUGGAGGAAAAGCAGAAAUACCCAAUGGCUCCAGGAACUGUUCAGGGGUAUGGUCAGGCCUUCGUGUUCUCCGACGACCAGAAGCUCGAUUGGUGCAACAUGUUUGCUCUCGGCAUCGAACCGAAGUUCAUUCGGGAUCCAAAGUUAUGGCCUAAGAAUCCACCUGAAUUUAGCGAAAUUGUGGAGGCUUACUCUAAGGAAGUAAGGAAGCUGUGCCAGAGUCUGCUGAAAUACAUAGCCGCGAGCCUCGGGUUGAGAGGUAACGUGUUCGAAGAGAUGUUCCGGGCAGCCGUGCAAGCCAUCAGGAUGAAUUACUACCCUCCCUGUUCGAGGCCUGAUCUUGUUCUCGGUUUGAGUCCCCAUUCGGAUGGAAGUGCUCUGACCGUGCUGCAGCAAGGAAAGGGUAGCUCGGUAGGACUACAAAUACUCAAGGACAAUAAAUGGGUGCCGGUCCAUCCUAUUCCGAAUGCUUUUGUGAUCAACAUCGGCGACACGAUUGAAGUCCUAACGAACGGGAAGUACAAGAGUGUGGAACAUAGAGCUGUGACUCAUAGGGAAAAGGACCGCCUAUCGAUUGUCACGUUCUACGCCCCUAGCUAUGACGUAGAGCUCGGACCGAUGGAGGAAUUCGUGGACAGGAGCAACCCAUGCAAGUAUAGGAGAUACAAUCAUGGUGAGUACAGCAAGCACUACGUGACCAACAAGCUGCAAGGGAAAAAGACCCUCGAGUUCGCUAAGGUUCAAACCGAGAACUCAAGUUGAAAGCAGUCCCAUCUUAGUCCGCCACCUUACGGUUUCCAAUAAUUGGAGGAGGCAUAAAACUAGUACCUUGUAAAUUACCAUGUGUCUGUAUUGCUUCGGGUUAGUCACUGUAUAUGACAUAGGCAACAGCUCUAGUUGGACGGUGUUUUGUAGCGGAAGAAAAGAGAUGUAAUCAUUUGUGGACAAUAUCGUUAGUGGGAGUUAUUGCCGGUUCGUAAAGUGAUUAU